Molecule: messenger RNA, 537 nt
Organism: Miscanthus lutarioriparius
Lineage: Eukaryota; Viridiplantae; Streptophyta; Magnoliopsida; Poales; Poaceae
Source: the annotation of a GenBank genome assembly
AUGGGCCUUCUGCGGUUCUGCUGGUGCUGGCUGGCGGCUGCCCCCUGUCUCCUGCACUGCAGUCUGCUCCUCACCUCAGUGAGAUCCAGUCAACCAGAUGUUGAUCUAUUCUUUUUGCUUUAUAUAUUCACGCUACACCCCAACCUUAAAACAGUGACUGAUUUGGAGUUGCUGAAAGGGGUGUACAGUGAUGGACAGUCAGUUGCUAAAGGUUCUGUAGCAAUCAACCAUGGCUAUGGGCUAUGUCAACCUAAUAAGAUUUUGAGAUCUGUUGCUUGGCUUCUUGGGGAUGGGGGCCUCGACGGCCUAAUCAGAGGCAGAUGCGCCCUCCUUCUUCUUGUCGACGGGAUUGGUCUCCAGCGUCGACGCCAUGGCGGUCACCUAGGGCAUGGGCGUGAUUGGAGCGACAGUUGGCGCGUCGGCAAUGGGAGUGCUACUGUGGACAGGAGGGGCGACGGGAGCAGGGGUGGCCGGGCCGGGGUGGUGGAGAAGGCCGGCGCUGGGAGGGGGCGAGCGCUAGCGGCGGCAUUGGGGUAG